Molecule: messenger RNA, 1070 nt
Organism: Gavia stellata (red-throated loon)
Lineage: Eukaryota; Metazoa; Chordata; Aves; Gaviiformes; Gaviidae
Gene: ANAPC16
Product: anaphase promoting complex subunit 16
Exons: 3
Coding region: 17-349 (110 amino acids)
Biological process (GO): protein ubiquitination
Cellular component (GO): kinetochore; anaphase-promoting complex; cytosol
Source: RefSeq, a predicted model, not a curated record
GCUGGGACGGGGUGAAAUGGCAGCCUCUUCCUCAUCCUCUUCAGCCGGCGGAGUCAGCGGCAGCUCUGUAACGGGAUCGGGGUUCAGCGUUUCGGACCUGGCGCCGCCCCGAAAAGCCCUCUUCACCUACCCCAAAGGAGCCGGGGAGAUGCUGGAAGAUGGCUCCGAAAGAUUCCUCUGUGAAUCUGUCUUCAGCUAUCAGGUUGCAUCUACAUUAAAGCAAGUGAAACACGAUCAACAAGUCGCACGGAUGGAAAAACUAGCCGGUCUGGUGGAAGAGCUGGAGGCAGAUGAGUGGAAGUACAAGCCAAUAGAGCAGCUCCUGGGAUUCACUCCCUCCUCGGGCUGAGCGUGUCUGGAUCGCUGCUGUCAGGGAGCAGAAGAAAAACAUUCUCUGGCCUGGCUUCAAAACACACCCCCAUUUAUCAGGAUGCUGACAGCUGAAUCGGCAGGACUGGCCUUUUUUUUUGUUUAAGUUGCGAGUGGGGAUCCCCCAUAAAGCUGCCAGUAAAUGGAAAGGACGGGAUUCUUUUAAGUCAUCUGCAGCGUUAUAGGCUGGCAGGGCUCAGUUUCUGUAACUUAGAAGGUAGGAUCAGUUUUACAGAACGCGGAGAAUCACCUUACUGUUUACAGAAGAGGGGAGACUUGCAGCGUAGUGGCGGGGAAAGCAACCCAGUAACUCAGUCUGGCCUUUCCCCAGCGCGUGGCCGAAGGACUGGGAGAUCCGCGGGUCGGGAAGCCUGCAUCUUUGCCUCUGUAGAGCAGAGGUGCGACAUCCUGCCAAAAACGCUCUUCAGCCCUGGCCGUUGUUUUGGGGGAUGAACAGGGCGAGAACUGUCCCGGGUCGGUUGAGAGGGGCAAGCAGCGAUGCUUCCUCCAGAGGUACCUCGUGUAUUGCUGAAGCUGUUUUCUCUCCGUUGCUGUUUCUCUUGUGCCUGCACAGCGAGUGCUGGUAGGACACGGCUCUCUAAUGCAGAAGCUGUAUCUUUAAUACCCUGAAACUCUUUGUCCUUUUUAUUAUGUAUUAGAUUGCUCUGUGAUAAUAAAAUACUUCUGUCUUUGAAACCGUU